AUUAUUUCUAUCUAACAUGCAUCAAAGCCAUUGACGAAUGUUAUUCUGGUGAACCAACUACAUUCUCUACUUGACACCUUUCCGAUUGCAAUCACAAGUCAAAUUUGAUGGGGAAAAAUGACUUCUUGACCCCGAAAGCCAUCGCGAACAGAAUUAAAGCAAAAGGUCUGCAGAAGCUCCGAUGGUAUUGCCAGAUGUGCGAGAAACAAUGCCGGGAUGAGAACGGAUUUAAAUGCCACUGUAUGAGCGAGUCCCACCAGCGCCAGAUGGAGGUGUUUGGGCAGAACCCUAACCGGAUCGUCAGUGGCUACUCAGAGGAGUUUGAGAGUGCGUUCCUUGAACACAUGAAGAGAAGCCACCGGUUUAGCCGUGUGGCUGCCACGGUUGUGUACAAUGAGUAUAUAGCUGAUCGCCAACACAUUCAUAUGAAUUCUACGGAGUGGGCAACUUUGACCGAGUUUGUCAAGUACUUAGGCAGGACUGGGAAGUGUAAAGUUGAGGAGACUCCAAAGGGGUGGUUUAUAACUUAUAUAGAUAGGGACUCCGAGACCCUUUUCAAGGAGAAGAUGAAAAGCAAACGAGUGAAGGCUGACAUAGCAGAGGAAGAGAAGCAAGAGAGAGCGAUUAAAAGACAGAGAGAGAGGGCAGAAGAGUUGAUGGGGGGUGG
This is a messenger RNA of Cuscuta europaea, 667 nucleotides long. Lineage: Eukaryota; Viridiplantae; Streptophyta; Magnoliopsida; Solanales; Convolvulaceae. The record is from the annotation of a GenBank genome assembly.